Bacillus rossius redtenbacheri is the source of this 2514-nucleotide messenger RNA. Its product is annotated as UDP-glycosyltransferase UGT5-like. NCBI's taxonomy places the organism in Eukaryota, Metazoa, Arthropoda, Insecta, Phasmatodea, Bacillidae. The coding region runs from base 75 to 1658 and encodes 527 amino acids. The transcript has 4 exons. Gene Ontology annotation, molecular function: UDP-glycosyltransferase activity. The record is from RefSeq and is a predicted model, not a curated record.
AACAUUUAUACACUUCAAGGCGGUCGAAACAAGGUAUCUUCCACUUCCCUGUCUUGGGCCUUGGUAACACCGCGAUGGCCCGUCUUUGCUGGACGCUGCUCCUGGCGGUGACUUCCUACCUCGUCUUCGAGGGACCACAUGCGAAGGGCGCCCGCAUCCUUGCGGUCUUUCCUACUCCGUCCAUCAGCCACCAGGUGGUGUACCGCGCGCUGUCUCUGGAGCUGAGCAGGAGAGGUCACCAGCUGGUCGUGGUGACCCCUGACCCCAUCAGGGAACCGCAGCUCGCCAACUACACCGAGGUCGACGUCUCCUGCAUGUACAAGCCGUUCCGAGAAACCAACAACUUCAGCUCCAUAAGACAGGAACAAAAGGCAAAGUACGAAAUUUUUAAAACAAUUAUUCUCAGUGGAAAUGACAUGUGCGAGACGAUAAUGGGCCACGAGGCGGUACAAGCGAUGAUCGACCCCAACAACACGAAGGAACACUUCGACCUGGUCAUCUUGGAGUGGUUAAUAACACCGUGCACGGCUGCCUUUGGUCACAGGUUCUCCGCUCCGAUGAUCGGCAUAACGUCUCUUCCGCCGGUAGCAGUGUCAUACGACUCAUUCGGAAGCCCUACCAAUCCUUCCUACAUCCCAGAUAUAUCCCUUCCCUAUACCGACAAGAGCAGAACAUUCUGGCAGCGCUUAGAAACCUCGAUUUUUCAAAUCAGAAUUGGUAAUUUAUUCUAUGGAACUCUCAUACCACAGCAAGAUUCUACAACAAAGCGGGUUUUUGGACCUUCAACGCCAUACUUGGGAGAUUUAUACACUCAAGUCAGUAUGCUGUUUUUGACAUAUGUAGAUGGCUUCCACCCUCCAAGACCAACAGUGCCGGCAGUUGUGAAGAUAAAUGGCUUUCAUAUCAGACCUCCUAAGUCUCUCCCUCAGGACAUCCAGGAGUUCCUGGACGGGGCUCCCAAGGGCGCGAUAUACUUCAGCCUCGGCAGCAACGUCAGGAGCGACCAGCUGACCGCCGACAAGCGCCAGGUGUUCCUGGAAGUGUUCGCCGAGCUGCCCGACUACCGCGUGCUGUGGAAGUGGGAGCAGGACAACCUGCCCGGCCAGCCUCGCAACGUGAAGAUCGCCAAGUGGCUGCCGCAGCAGGACAUUCUGCGCCAUCCCAAUGUAAAAUUGUUCAUCACCCAAGGAGGAUUGCAAAGCACUGAAGAAGCCAUACACGCGAAGGUCCCAAUGAUAGGCAUACCCCAGUUUGCUGACCAAGACUUCAACACGAAACUGGGAGAAGAUGCAGGAGUAACAAUACGACUUGAGUUUAACGAGCUCACUAAAACGAUUUUGCUUGGAGCACUCAACAAAAUAAUAGAGGACAAGAGCUACCAAGAGAACAUGGACCGCUUGCACGCCAUAGUGAACGACCAACAGACGACGCCCAUGGAGCGCGCUGUCUGGUGGACGGAGUACGUACUGCGACACAAAGGAGCGCAGCACUUGCGCACGGCGGCAGUGGACAUGCCGUGGUACAGCUACCUGCUGCUAGAUGUCGCGCUGUUCUUCCUGGCGACUGCGGCGCUCUUCGUCGUGCUACUGUCCAUGUCUGUCAAGUUUAUAUUCAGCAAAAUGAAGACUCAUUUUCAUCAGAAACAGAAAACGAACUAGUAUACGUGAAAUAAAUAUUUUUCUGUAAUACGCCGACAUAAUUAUGAUUUUUAAUUGCACUGACAACGCUGCAAUGAAACAGUGCAGUGGCGGAUUUACCAGCAGGCUGAGUAGGCUUGAGCCUAGGACGGCAGAUUUUUGGGGCGGCAAAUAUGGGGUCAGAAUUUUUUUUGCUACCUCAUAGAAAUAAAAAAGAUUUCUGCAUGACGGUUUUCUGUUUUCUGAUGUUUUACAGAUAGAAGUCUUGUCAUUGUACGUUCCGUGAACCCGUGUAGCAAACUUCCAUAUUCUAGAGUAAAACAGCUAGUUCGCCGCCCCCCAACCAGUAAUCAGCCUCUGCGCCCUCUGCCCACACUUUGAAUGAGUGAAAAGAGCGAAAUUAUAAAAAAUGUAUUCCUCUCUUUCCACUAUCAACUUUUACAUGCCAAUCCUACUACUGGUUGGAGUCUGCGAACUGGAUGGUUUGUAUAUAAUGAACAAGAUUACUUUCGACGAUAUCAUCAAUGAUUUUGCCAACAAAAAUUCGCGCAAAAAGGUAUUGUAACGAACUUUUAUAACUUGACUGAGUUGAUUAUUUUUAACUAUUUGUAAGCUCAAUAAAGAUUAUUUAUUCACGUUUACCAAAUGAACAUUAUUGUGUAAGUAGCAUGCAUUACCCCGCUUUAUUAAUCGUACAUGAUUGAGCUUUAAUUAGCUCAAAAAUAUACCCAAAAGUUAUUUUACAUGCAAUUUCAACAAAAUUAUUGGAUUGUAAAAAUAUUCUAGGACAUGAAAAUUGUAGAGGCAAGGGCGGCAAAAACUUUACAGCCUAUGCCUUGAAAAUUUGUAAAUUCCCUACUGAAACAGUGUAUAUAAA